Molecule: messenger RNA, 427 nt
Organism: Prorocentrum cordatum
Lineage: Eukaryota; Dinophyceae; Prorocentrales; Prorocentraceae
Source: the annotation of a GenBank genome assembly
GAGGACGUGGAGGUCGACUUGGCGCGGAAGUCCGAGCUGGAGGACCUGCUGGUGGUGAACGCCUGCGUUGUGUUGCAGGCCGGCUGCCUCGGGCAAGGCGCGGGCGCCUCGCCAGACCAGGGCGCGCUGUGCGAGGCCGUGGUCUCGGCCGUGCGGGGCAUCACCGGCGGCAGCUGCAUCAGCGGAGAGGUGAUGAGCGCCAGCAUCCCUCGGGACGCCACUCGCGACGCUGGCCACAAGGUCGUCCGGCUGGCGCCCACGUUCGAGGACGACAACGUGGCCGAGGAGCCGUUCUCGCCGAUCAGCCCGGAGGUGCAGUCCGAGACGUCCCCGACGGAGCAGCAGGCCAAGGCCCAUGACGCCACUGGGUCGCGCUCGAAGCCCCAGAUCUUCGGCUCCGAGGUCCCCGAGCGGCAGAAGACGGAGG